AUCUCACGUCUAAAGUUGCUUUGCUCACAAAAAUGUUUAAUAUGGGUUUUAGAGGACGCCUUAUGUAUUUCGUUAGAUCGUACCUUGAUAACAGAACCUUCCAGGUGCGCAAUGGAACAUUAUCGGAUACGUUCGAACAGGAAAACGGCUUAGUCCAAGGAGGAGUUAUAUCCCCGAUAUUGUUUAACAUCAUGAUUGAUGACGUGUGUGGAAAUGUCCCGAGUGAAGUGUCCCGAGCGCUGUACGCUGACGAUUGCUCUCUAUGGGUGCAGGGAAGGAGAAUUUUUCAUCUAGUUAAUAAAAUGCAGGGGGCGUUGAACCAUGUGAGUGCAUGGGCUGAUCGGUGGGGUUUCCUUUUCUCACCUCACAAAUGCAACGCAAUUGUAUUUCGAAGGUAUAUGAAGGCAAGAGAGAUGACGAACAUACCUAACUUACAUAUAUAUAACCAGCCGUUAACAUACACCGACACCGUCAAGUUUUUGGGAGUGAUGCUGGACUCUAGGCUGAACUUAAACACGAUGAUGCAGUACAUUAAAACAAAGGCUGUCAAAAGGAUAUCAAUAUUAAAAUGUUUAUCUGGAAAAGGCUGUGGCGCAGAUCGUUCUACACUAUUGAGAAUAUACAAAGCCAUGAUAAGACCGAUAUUAGAGUACGCAUGCCAAGUUUUUGAUGGUCCCCGUAACAAGGCAGUGGAAAUGAUUGAUGUUAUUCAAAAUGAAUGCAUUAGAAUUGCUACUGGAGCCUUUAGAACUUCGCCCAUUUUACCAUUGAUGGUUGAAGCAGACAUACUUCCCUUGAGACUGAGGAGAUGCGACUUGUCUCUCCGUUAUUCCCUGAAGAUACUAAGUCGAGAGGAUCAUCCAUGCAGAAAACUUAUGGCCAAUGAGGCUGCGUUACAUGAGGUAGAGACUGGAUAUAUGAAAAGGAUUUCUGGUUUCCCGCUAUAUGAGAGAAUACUUGAUAUGUGCCAUGAAACAGGAUUCGAUUUCCCAGAAGAGGUGACCUUAAAACGCAGCGUCGUUCCGCCAUGGAGAUUACGUAAAUGUACGUUGAUAAAGUUGACUAACAGGAGCAAGAGAACGCUAGAUGAAGUGCAAAUUCAAUGUGAGUUUAAUGAUUUGAGAAGCAGGUAUACAGAAUACGAGUUCAUAUUUACCGAUGGAGCAAAAAGUGCAGACGGAGUUGGAUGUGCUUUUGUCCACGGUGAAAGACGUCAAAAAUUUAAACUUCCUGAACUUUGUUCGAUAUUUAUAGCUGAAGGAUUCGCAGUAUUACAGGCUCUGAAUUAUACACAUACAAAUCGCAUCCUCAAAUGUGUUAUAUGCACAGACUCCUUGUCCAUUAUAACAGCCCUGGGAAAUCCGACUUCUGAAAACCCGAUCGUGAUCCAUUUACUAGAGACGGUCAGUCAGCUUAUUGAAAUGGGCAGUAUAAUCAUUGUCCUCUGGAUCCCAAGCCAUAGUAAUAUACGUGGAAACGAGACAGCGGAUGCACAAGCAAAGAUGGCUAUAAGAUUGAAUGACGUGUGUAAUUUUCAAAUGGGUCCUAAAGAUUAUUUUCCUAAAGUGCGUCGAAGUAUUCGUGAAUUAUUCAACAAAUAUUGGACAGAUUACAACCCUAGGACUAAUUUAAAACGCAUCAAAGAAGAGGUAGGAGACUGGGUCUCCUGUAAGCGAGCAGUCCGACGCGAAGAGAUAGUGCUGUGCCGGCUGAGACUUGGGCAUACUCGCUAUACCCACGCAUACAUGAUAGAUAGAAACCUCCAACCUGAAUGUGAACGAUGUCAGUGUCCAUUAACAGUGUAUCACAUUCUUCUUGAAUGCCCCGUAUAUUUUCACGAAAGACGAUCAUUGGUAACACUAUGUCAACGGUCCGGAACACAAUUUUGUGUGAGGUCGCUGGUAGGAAAUCAAUUCCCGGACAUCAUUGAUGGAGUGAUGAAAUAUUUGCGACACUGCGACGUACUGAAACAAUUGUGA
This is a messenger RNA of Pollicipes pollicipes, 1979 nucleotides long. RefSeq lists its product as uncharacterized. The coding region runs from base 33 to 1979 and encodes 648 amino acids. The transcript has a single exon. Gene Ontology annotation, molecular function: RNA-DNA hybrid ribonuclease activity; nucleic acid binding. The record is from RefSeq and is a predicted model, not a curated record. NCBI's taxonomy places the organism in Eukaryota, Metazoa, Arthropoda, Thecostraca, Pollicipedomorpha, Pollicipedidae.